Messenger RNA from Fusarium tjaetaba, 2697 nucleotides. RefSeq names its product 26S proteasome regulatory subunit rpn-1. Gene Ontology annotation, biological process: proteasome-mediated ubiquitin-dependent protein catabolic process; regulation of protein catabolic process. Gene Ontology annotation, molecular function: enzyme regulator activity. The coding region runs from base 1 to 2697 and encodes 898 amino acids. NCBI's taxonomy places the organism in Eukaryota, Fungi, Ascomycota, Sordariomycetes, Hypocreales, Nectriaceae. The record is from RefSeq and is a predicted model, not a curated record. Gene Ontology annotation, cellular component: nucleus; proteasome complex; proteasome storage granule. The transcript is spliced from 4 exons.
AUGGCUCAAGACAGCGAGGUGCCCAAGGCGGCCGACAAGGGCAAGGGCAAGGCCGUCGACGAUGCGAAGAAGGACAAGCAGCAGACAAACGGAAACAAAGAGGACGAGAAAAUUGAGACUGCUGAGGAGGAGCUCAACGAGGAGGACCAACAACUGAAGAAUGAGCUUGAAUUGCUGGUCGAGCGCUUGACCGAGCCAAACACGGAACUUUACAAGCCCGCCCUUGAAGCAAUGAAGAACUUGAUAAAGACGUCCACGUCAUCCAUGACAGCAGUUCCAAAGCCCCUCAAAUUCCUACGACCGCAUUACGAGUCCUUGACGAAACUUUUCGAGCAGUGGCCCGAGGGCGAAGACAGGACUUCGCUGGCGGAUGUUCUUUCCGUCAUCGGUAUGACGUUUUCAGAUGAAGACCGACAAGACACACUGUUUUACAGACUUCAAGCGCCUUCAUCUGACAUCAGCUCGUGGGGCCACGAGUAUACCAGACAUCUCGCGCUUGAGAUUGGAGAAGUGUAUGGAAAGCGAAUCGCAAAUGACGAGUCCACCAAGGACCUGAUCGACUUGGCGCUUGUUUUGAUCCCCCUCUUCCUCAAGAGCAAUGCCGAGGCCGAUGCCGUGGAUCUUAUGAGCGAACUCGAAAUCAUUGAGGAAAUGCCCAAGUUCGUGGACGAGAACACAUACGCUCGUGUAUGCUUGUACAUGUCUUCGAUGGUGAACCUCCUCACCUACCCCGACAACGAGACGUUUCUCAAGACUGCACACGACAUUUACAUGGAAUACAAGCAGUUUGCACAGGCUAUGGUCCUUGCAAUUCGUCUACACGAUUACGAACUCAUUAAGUCCGAUUUCGAAAAGGCUGAAGACCCUGCCCUUCAGAAGCAGCUCGCGUUUCUAACUGCUCGGCAAAGGAUAGCUCUCAAUGCCGACGACCAGUCCGAAGAGAACACUGCCCUUGUAGAGUCCCUCGGCAACCUGAAGCUAUCGGAACAUUUCAAGUCACUGGGCAAGGAGCUCAACAUCCUGGAGCCAAAGACUACCGAGGAUAUCUACAAGAGCCACCUGGAGAGCAGUCGAGUUGCAGGAAUGACCAACUUGGACUCUGCUCGGCAUAACCUUGCAGCGGCAUUCGUCAAUGCUUUUGUGAAUGCUGGUUUCGGCAACGAUAAAAUGAUGCUCGUCGACGGUGAGAAGGAGACCUGGGUCUGGAAGACCAAAGCCGAUGGCAUGAUGUCUACCGUUGCCUCCAUGGGCACUCUUUUGAUGUGGGAUAUCGAGAAUGGGCUUGACAAGAUCGAUAAGUACACGUACUCUUCAGAGACAGAGAUUUCGGCUGGCGCAAUGCUUGCUAUUGGAAUCAUGAAUUCGGGCGUAGUAAUGGACUCAGAUCCAGCUAUUGCCCUGUUGGCUGAUCAGGACAAGCUUGAACAUCCUAACCCCCUCGUCAGGACUGCCUGCAUCAUGGGUCUUGGACUGGCUUAUGCCGGGUCUAACAAGGAAGAGGUUCUCGAGCACUUGCUACCCAUGAUAUCUGAUGCUAGUGUUGAUAUGCAGAUUUCGGCAAUGGCUGCUUUAUCCUGCGGUCUUAUCUUCACUGGCUCUUCUCACCCGGAAAUUAGUGAGGCCAUUAUUACUACUCUAAUGGAUGAUGAUCGCAAAAACCAACUGACUGACAAGUGGACACGAUUCUUGGCUCUUGGUCUUGGUCUUCUGUUCUUUGGACGACAAGAAGAGGUUGAUGUUAUCCUCGAAACCCUGAAGGCCAUCGAGCAUCCUAUGGCCAAGUCGACGGCCGUCAUGGCUGAGAUUUGCGCCUGGGCCGGUACUGGUGCUGUCCUUAAGAUCCAGGAGCUUCUCCAUAUCUGCAAUGAGCAUCAAGAGGAGUCUGAAGAGAAGAGGGGCGACGAACUUCUACAGGCUUAUGCGGUAAUUGGUAUUGCACUUGUGGCUAUGGGUGAAGAUAUUGGACAAGAAAUGGUCCUGCGUCAGUUCGGUCAUCUCAUGCACUACGGUGAGGCCAACAUUCGAAAAGCUGUGCCCCUUGCCAUGGGUCUCAUUAGCCCCAGCAACCCUCAAAUGAAGGUGUACGAUACCCUCUCAAGAUACAGUCACGACAAUGAUCCUGAGGUUGCUAUCAACGCCAUCUUUGCCAUGGGUCUUCUGGGUGCAGGCACCAACAAUGCCCGAUUAGCUCAGCUGCUUCGACAACUCGCCAGUUAUUACCACCGUGACCAGGAUGCUCUAUUUAUGGUGCGAAUCGCCCAGGGUCUCCUCCACAUGGGUAAGGGUACCCUAUCAAUCAGUCCCUUCCACACCGAUCGUCAGGUUCUGUCCCGUGUAGCGGCCGCUGGUCUGCUUGCUACUCUUGUUGCUAUGAUUGAGCCCAAAGAGUUUAUCACCGGCCAGUCACAUUACCUCCUCUACUUCCUUGUCACGGCCAUGCACCCCCGCUUCCUUGUUACCUUGGACGAAGACCUCAAGCCUCUCAAGGUCAAUGUCCGUGUGGGUCAAGCCGUCGAUGUCGUUGGCCAAGCUGGUCGUCCCAAGACAAUCACUGGCUGGCAAACUCAAAGCACACCUGUAGUGCUCGGAUAUGGUGAGCGAGCAGAGCUGGAAGAUGAGGAGUACAUCAGCCUCAACAGCACUCUAGAAGGCUUAGUAAUUUUGCGGAAGAACCCUGAUUGGGAAGCUGAGAAAUAG